CUAUCGCUCUCUCUUGCUGGUGGAGGAAGGUGAGGUGCGGUGCUUCCACUAUACGACGACACAGAGAUAAACUAGAAGAAAGCCUACAGAGAUCUGAGCCAGAUUCUACUCAGAAAAUCUCUCCGUCACCAUCUCGCGACACUCCGGUGUACCGGAAUCUAAUUCUGGAACCGACAUUGCUUCCUUCAACGCCUGCAAGCAGAUUCCGAUUCUGCUUCGAGUAGAUUUCGCGACUUUUGGAGUUGAUUCAGGAUCCGUAUGAUAUGCACAUUGAUUCUAACUAUAAACAGCAGCAACAUUCUAUAAAUGAAGAGAUUUUAUGGAGGGCUUCUUGUUGCAUCAAUGUGUAUGUUCUUCACGGUGUACAGAUACAUCGACUUGAAGCCUCCCGUUGAGAAGCCUUACAUCACUGCCACUGUUCUCACUCCCAACACCACUCUCCCUCUCGAAUGGCUUCGAAUCACCGUCCCUGACUUCAUGAACGAAGCUAGGAACACUCAAGAAGCGUUGUCUGGAGAUGAGAUUGUCACUGUCUCGACUCUAUUCGUUGAGCAGAACGUCUCCAAGGAAGAGAGAGAGCCUCUGCUUACGUGGAACCGUCUCCAAAGCUUGGUUGAUAACGCUCAGAGCUUAGCGAACGGAGUUGAUGCUAUUAAGGAAGCUGGCAUUGUUUGGGAGAGUCUUCUCUCAGCUGUUGUUGAAGCCAAGAAGCUUGCUGAUGCUAACGUGAACCAAACGAAGAAAGAAAAAGAGGAGCUUUGUCCUCAGUUUCUUAGUAAAAUGAAUGCUACCGAAGAUGAUGGAACUAGUCUCAAGUUGAAGAUCCCUUGCGGUUUGACUCAAGGCUCCUCUAUCACAGUCAUUGGCAUCCCUGAUGGUCUUGUUGGUAGCUUCAGGAUUGAUCUAACGGGACAACCGCUUCCAGGGGAGCCUGAUCCGCCCAUUAUUGUGCAUUACAACGUUAGGCUCCUUGGAGACAAGUGGACUGAAGAUCCUGUCAUUGUCCAAAACAGCUGGACGGUGGCUCGUGACUGGGGCGUUGAGGAGCGGUGUCCAAAUUAUGAUCCUGAUUUGAAUAAGAAAGUUGAUGACUUGGAUCAAUGCGACAAGGUGGUGGGUAGAGAAGUCAACCGAACUUCUUCCACUAGCUUGCAGUCCAACACUACAAGAGGGGUUGCAGCAUCUAAACAUGAAAAAUAUUUUCCUUUUAAGCAAGGUUUCUUAUCGGUUGCUACGCUUAGGGUGGGAACUGAAGGAAUGCAGAUGACAGUUGAUGGCAAACAUAUAACCUCAUUCGCUUUCCGUGAUACACUGGAGCCAUGGCUUGUUAGUGAAGUACGGAUUGCAGGUGAUUUGAAGUUACUAUCCAUUCUCGCUAGCGGUUUACCCACAUCAGAAGAAUCAGAGCAUGUUGUUGAUCUAGAGGCACUGAAGGCACCUCCCCUUUCACCAUUAAGGCCAUUAGAUCUUGUCAUUGGCGUUUUCUCCACAGCAAACAAUUUUAAACGACGGAUGGCUGUGAGAAGAACUUGGAUGCAGUAUGAUGAUGUAAGAUCUGGAAGGGUUGCAGUACGCUUUUUUGUUGGCCUUCACAAGAGUCCUAUUGUUAACUUGGAACUAUGGAACGAGGCUCGGACUUACGGUGACGUUCAGCUAAUGCCCUUUGUUGAUUACUACAGUCUCAUCAGUUGGAAAACACUAGCAAUCUGCAUCUUCGGGACAGAAGUUGACUCAGCCAAGUUCAUCAUGAAAACGGAUGAUGAUGCCUUUGUUCGUGUUGAUGAAGUAUUACUUUCUUUGUCAUUGAUCAACAACACUCGCGGGUUAAUAUAUGGACUGAUCAAUUCUGACUCUCAACCAAUCCGAAACCCUGCUAGCAAAUGGUACAUCAGUUAUGAGGAAUGGCCAGAAGAGAAAUAUCCACCAUGGGCGCAUGGUCCAGGCUACAUUGUGUCCCGGGACAUAGCAGAAUCGGUGAGCAAGCUUUUCAAAGAAGGAAAUCUAAAGAUGUUCAAGCUAGAAGACGUGGCGAUGGGUAUAUGGAUCGCUGACCUAAGGAAACAGGGACUCGAGCCUCAUUACGAAAAUGAUGGAAGGAUCAUUAGUGAGGGAUGCAAAGACGGUUAUGUGGUUGCUCAUUACCAAAGCCCUGCUGAAAUGACUUGCCUCUGGCGUAAAUACCAAGAAACCAAACGGUCUCUUUGCUGCCGCGGUUGGUAAAACGAACAUUAUUCACGUCUGCGUUCACAGGUACAGAAAGAGAAUGUGGUUUUGUCAGUUAAUUCUUUGUUGUAAAACAUCUGAUUUGGUUUGUUAGUACAAAGUAGAUUAGAAGAUAUGUAGUUUAGUUUUAGUUGUAUAUCUAAAUUUUCUUUUGAUCUCUUUUAUUCGACGGGUGGUGUAGAGACGUAGGAGAAGCAUAUUAUACUUGUAUAUUUUCACAUCAUCUCGAAAAAAUCAAUUGUUAUUG
This is a messenger RNA of Brassica oleracea var. oleracea, 2470 nucleotides long. Its product is annotated as beta-1,3-galactosyltransferase 15. The coding region runs from base 307 to 2220 and encodes 637 amino acids. The record is from RefSeq and is a predicted model, not a curated record. Gene Ontology annotation, cellular component: Golgi membrane. The transcript has 7 exons. Gene Ontology annotation, molecular function: UDP-galactose:N-glycan beta-1,3-galactosyltransferase activity; carbohydrate binding. NCBI's taxonomy places the organism in Eukaryota, Viridiplantae, Streptophyta, Magnoliopsida, Brassicales, Brassicaceae.